Molecule: messenger RNA, 1016 nt
Organism: Trichobilharzia szidati
Lineage: Eukaryota; Metazoa; Platyhelminthes; Trematoda; Strigeidida; Schistosomatidae
Source: the annotation of a GenBank genome assembly
UUCAAAUUGCAAUUUUUGUUUUGUUCAGGAUCUUUGUUGUAAUUUGGUAUUCAUGCUUUCCGAUUAAUGUCUUUGAUUUGUGGUUUAUUUCUUGUAAAUACUCUCAGUCUUGAGAUAAUAUUUUAUCGUUAUAAAGUACUGUUUAUCGGGAUGAACAUCGUCUGUGUCAUAUUAAGGUAGAUUGCAUCUAACAACCUACAUCAUCAGUAAAGUUACAGCAAGACAGCCGUUUGAUCUGCAUCUGAAGUUUAUCAGAGAUGAAUGACCGUUUCAGGAAACGAACUGUAUGAAUUCUAGAGUUGCAAAGGUGCUCGUUAGAAUUAUAUUGGGUAUUGGAUUACUGCGAGUUUUAAUAGCUGCGUUACAACAUGGGGAAAGCUAAGCAGACUAGAAAGUUCGCUGCAAUGAAGCGAAUGAUAUCUUUAAAAGACUCACGAAUAAAAAAGUGUGAUCAGUUCAAGAAGAUUACGCCUUUCAAGCAAGAGUCAUCCCAUCAUUUGUCAGUUAAACACAAUGUAGAAGUCUUCCCUUGUCUCAAAGAUUCAUACAACGAAGCUCUUGGACCUCCUUACCAUAUUCUUUUGGAUACCAACUACGUCAAUUUUUCCAUUAAGAAUCGAUUGGACCUCUUCAAAUCAAUCAUGGAUUGCUUAUUAGCAAAAUGUUUCCUGUAUGUUACCGACUGCGUGAUGGGAGAAAUAGAGAAGAUGUCAGAGAGAUACCGGGUAGCCUUAAAAAUUCUCCGUGAUGAAAGGAUUCAAAGGUUGACUUGUCAGCAUAGAGGUACAUAUGCAGAUGAUUGUCUAGUAGAGCGCUGCAAAUCCCGCUGCUACAUAGUAGCCACUUGUGACCGAGAUCUACGACGUCGCAUUAGAAAGAUAACAGGCGUCCCAAUAAUGUACAUCCAUGGUCACCGUGUUGUCAUUGAAAAAAUGCCUAUGGCUCUUGGAGCACCGAAGUUAUGAGAUUGUUAUUAUAAAGUAUGAAACUUGUAAAUAAAGCUUAAAUUUUUCUGA